UUGAACGCUUGACAUCCGCUUAGCACGUGGUCUUUUAGUCAGUAAACAGUAAGCUAGUUUGCGAUGGCUACUUCAAGGAAACGGGUUCACUUCGUUGAUGAAGAGGAGAAGCAAGCGUUUCUUGGUCGCCUAAAGCACGUCCGUGAGCUGCUAAAGCCUCCUGGAAGCCCUCUGCUUGACAACUUUAGCCUGUUGAGCACACUCUGUGCUUCUGUUGAAGGUGACCCAGAUCACUCACACCCUCCCCCUACCCCUGUUACUGCAAUCAGGAGCUUUAUGAGCAACAAUGGUAUGUACAAAAACGAUACUUCCGAUGGGCAACAACUCUUUGCCACGGAGUAUCAUUGUUUCACUGACCUAGUGAAAGGGCUUGCCACGCCCUGUCCGUGUGGGGUAACUAGAAGUCCCUGGGAAGUCCAGUCAAUAGUACAGAAAGGACAUGUGGUACGAGCUCUUUUUUGCUGCCGACGCUGUAAGGUGCAGAAGAGAAAGUGGUCUAGCUCCCGUGUAUUUGGAGGACAUUAUUUGGUGAACCAGAAGGUUGUUCAUGGGUUUACUUGUGCUGGAAUUCUACCCUCCCAAUACACCCACUUUAGUCAGUUCUGUGGUUUAGGGACUGUUGGUCAAAGUUACAUCCGACAAGUGUACGGAAAGCUAGGUUACCGUGACAUUGUACAAAGGGCAGCAAACGUGAGCAUGAUGUCGGCUGUUUUUGAUGUGAAGGCCCUUCCUGAGUAUACCACCAACAAAGGAGAGUGGGUAAUCACUGAUGCCCGGCACGACUCAACAGCCAACGCAUACCACACAACUGUGCCUUGCCUGUCUGGAAGCAACAAGAAGAUACUCGGCAUAUCAACUCUCUCUCGGGCCGAACACUCUACUGCACAGACCAGAGAACUUGCAUGUACCAAGCUUGUUAUCCCUCAAGUGCAAAGCAGAGGUAUUGAAGUCAUCGAGGUAGCUCAUGAUAUGCAGGCGCAGGUCGCAAAGUACGUGUCAGACGAGUCGGGACUCAUCAAUUCCUACGACACUUGGCAUGGAACGAAGAAUGUGUCGAAGGAAAUAAAGAAAGUAACACAGGGCCUAGUUCGUGAUAGAGGGAAGGUUUGGUUUCCUGAAUUAUCAGAUAAACGAAGAAGUAUAAAGAUCCACCUGUAUUGGGCAAUGAAAAAUUGCGGAGGGUCUGCUGAGAAACUGAAGGAGAUAAUAAUGAAUAUCCCUAAUCACUACCAGAGAAUCCACACAAAUUGCCACCCUUCCUCUACUUGCCACAUGGACGACUACGAACCCAGUAGGGACAAGCUUGUUAGCAGAAAGGCUAUAGAAGCUCUCAUAAAGCAGCUCCAUACGACGUACAUUUACCGCUAUGCUAAAGAUUUCUGUUCGUGUCGUGAUACCUACUGGGUUGAGUCGUUCAACCAUCAACUCCUCACCUACCUGCCCAAGCGCAUUCACUUUUCGACUGAGACGUUCAUAAUGCGAAUGAAUUUGGCUGUCUUGGAUUGGAAUGAGAACAUCAAUCGCUCUUACACCAGUAUGAGCAAAGUGAGUGACCUUCGACGAUCAGAUCGCCGCACAGCAAUGAAAGCCUUAGUGAAGAAAGGUUUUAAAUUUGUUGCUUUGCUAUGGGCAAUGUAUGUUGAACAAAACAAAGCUGAUAUGAGAGAAUUGAUCGAAGAAGAUGACGUAGUAGAGGAGCAGAAUGAUGACGUGACCUUAGAAGACGGAGUGAUGCCACCAGAAUAUUCUGACGAGUCAGAGGCUGAGGACGAUGACAUGGACGACUAACAAUUAAUGAUGACAUGGCCGACUAACAAUUAAUGAGUUUUAUUUACUACGUAAUUGGUGUGUACAGGAUAAUUAUAAGGCAGUCACUCUCUAGAGGUGGACUCGGUUUCCAUAGCAGCCUCUUCUGGCAAAUACGCAGUUUCUGCCUCAAAUGUUGAUCUGUAAUAGUAAUAAGGAAUUAGUAUUUGCUUUGCUCUUGUUAGCCCCCCUAUGCUAAAUUCCUAGUCUCUUAGCAUAGUAGGCACACUAUUCCAUUUGAUAUCAAGGCCUUACCUGUAGUCACGGUAUAUGCCAUUGUGGCUGGGGUACCUCCUCCUAAUCUCCUACACAAGAGAAACAGUACAUGUACAUACCUGUAAAAUUUUAUCACUUACUAAAACUACACAUUUCGGGAUUAUUUCCCUCUUGUCAUGUAUCACUGUCCUCGUCUCCUUCCUAGCCAAAUACUCAUCAUCUACCCACACUCUCAGUGUAUUCAGCAACCUCCAGAACUUUCUGUACAGUUGAUGUCUUUUCUCAUCGUUGGCAGGCUGGGGGCCACAAGAUCCUCUUAGAAAGUCUGGAGGAAGCUGAAUCACACACGGUGAACACAGGCAGUGUAUGCAGUGAUCAAUGCCACGGAGAACUGGAGUUGCUGGGUUGUGCUGGUAACCACGAACAUGGUGCGGGUAUUCUAAUAAAAAAAUUUGACUUGUGUGUUUAUUUCUACUUUUAUGUACAUGUACCUUCUUGUGGUUCUAAGUCGUCGCUAUGAGUGUCUAGUGCUAGUGUUGCAUUCAACGUCAGCUGUACUGUUCAAUUGCCGCUUGGUUGGUUGUUCCGGAGAAAGUCGUUCAACCUGUCCACCCAAUCACUUGGAACUGCUUCCCCACUCAUUAGUAUUAGCUAAAGUAUGGAUUUGUAUGACUUUUUACAUUGUUCUAUUGUGUUCUUACUCUAUUUCCAUCGCUGUUGGAGCUGCCAGAAGCCAUUGUACCACAAAAAAAACCAUAUGGGUCUUGAAAAAACUUAGAAGUGUUGCUGCCAUGUGUUCAGGCCUUCUAAGGCUACUUCUGGGCAUGUGCAGUAAAAUAAGUGUGUUUGCGUACUGUACGUGUGUGUGCUAGAGUCAGAGAGCAGCCAGAGUUUGAAUUAGCCGCCAUUUGCAGCAGCAUUCACUUCCGGCCGGGCCCUGCCCCUUUUAUACCGUGGGCGUAGCGCUCUAGCAACGAGUGCGUAAACGCGCAGUUCAUAGAUUGCAUAUCAAUUUUAUGCACAAGCUUCUCGUUUAAGCUGCAUCCUCUAUAUGGAGCCACCUUUGAAGAAGCAAAGGACUACUCAGUCUGUAACAAGAAAGGUAUAAUAAUAGUUAUAUAUACUUGUUAACAGGAGCUAUCGUUAAUUACAAUUAUUAUUAUGUGCACACUAUACCGUUCAUUAUAAUUAUUGUGUGCACAUUCGACAGAAUUCAAGCUACUGGGUGAAGGAUUUGGACCUGAGGACGGGAGACAAGGAUGUAAUUCUUGCUGAGAGCGGGUUGCUUUCCGACCGUCAUAUGCAUGCUGCCCACAAACUAAUGAGAAUGCAAUUUCCAAAUAUUGAAGGCUGCUACUCUACUCUUCUGGUUCAGAAGAUGUCCUUUCAUGCAGUCACUAAUAGUGAAGCCACAGAUAUUCUUUGUAACAGAGAGGCAUCACUGGAUUGCGACAGCACUCAUCAAGGGGGAACUUUUCCUCUUGAUAGCUGCUUCCAAUAUGGGAAAGAACUGGAGCCAAGUGCUGAGCUGCAAAUCGCACAAAAUAAUGUAUAAGCCUUUAAUAGCCCGCACAAUGGGCUGUUACUGUCUGUGGCCUCCAUUCAACAGCAGAGCAGUGGCAGUAACAACUGUGGUUUGUUUGCAAUUGCCGCUGCAUACCACGCAUUGCAAGGAGACAAUCUGGAUACCAUCACCCUAAAUGAAGACAAAAUGAGGCCACACCUUGUGCGUUGCUUUGAAAAUGAGAAACUCAGAAGAUUUCCAAAGUCAAAAGAUGUUAGUAGCCGCAAGAGACCAGAAAGAUUUUCCAGCAUAGUAAUUACGAUAUACUGCCCUUGUCUCCGCCCUGACUGUUAUGAUGUAAUGGUCCAGUGCGAUACGUGUAAUGUGUGGUAUCAUUAUAAAUGUGUUCGUAUUAAAGUAUCUCCACUUGGAGAUUGGUUUUGCCCUAUAUAGUUGUAGAUCUAAAUAGAAUUUUUUAGCAUUUCCUUAUCUUCCACUAGCUGUUUUUGUUUAUACACUGUAAUAAUUAUUAAUUUGCGCUGUUGUUUUGUUUGUUUUUCAUGCACUGUAGAUCUAGUUAUUGUGAGGAUGUUGUUGUAUUAUAAGUUUUGCUUUACAGUGA
Halichondria panicea is the source of this 4148-nucleotide messenger RNA. RefSeq lists its product as uncharacterized. The coding region runs from base 64 to 1788 and encodes 574 amino acids. The transcript has 15 exons. The record is from RefSeq and is a predicted model, not a curated record. Lineage: Eukaryota; Metazoa; Porifera; Demospongiae; Suberitida; Halichondriidae.